AUGACGACGAGCAUCACAGACGCACGGUAUAAUGUACUUCACCACACCUCCUCCUACACUUCGUCAUUACUAUUCGACGAACCACCCGAGACAGGUUGGUCGGUGAUGCCAGGCUACGAUGAAACUCUCAAUAUACCUAUCGAACUUGAACCACCGAGAUUUGAUGCGGAUGAGACUCUGCCUAAUCAGAUACACCCCUCAUACCCUUAUGGUCGACCGCUAAGUCUAGGGAAGAAAUCAGGUGGAAGUAAAGGAAAGGGCGUGGGUAAUUUACUGGGUACAAUUGGUAUGGGUAUGUCGAUGAAUCUGAGAGGUGGAGAAUGGACUGGAGAAAGCGGGAGGACAGGGGGUCAAUGGCAGGAAUGGGGGCUGGAAGAGGUGAAAAGCUCGGGUGGGGGAGGAAAGAGGGAAGUACCUCCUGGAAUGGCUGGAGCCAAACGACCGCCUUCUCCACCUUCACCAUCUCUUCACCCAUCCUCAAUCCCACCGCCUCGUUCAAUGCACCUACGCCGUCUGAUCGAACGACAACAGUCAUCACCUUCCAUACCGAAUGAAGGGUUUGACGCACCAGUGCCGAAUGAAACGUAUGAUGAACCUAGUUCACCUCAGCAACAACAGCAACAACAAAAUCAGCCCAUAGAACAGACAAGGAACAGUAGGAAUGUAGUGGGUACAGGAAGUGAGAGGGAGAAUGAAGAUGAGGAUGGCAAUGGGCACGGAGGGAGUGAAGAGGAGAGGAUGGAUGACGAGGAUUGA
This is a messenger RNA of Kwoniella mangroviensis CBS 8507, 756 nucleotides long. RefSeq lists its product as uncharacterized. The coding region runs from base 1 to 756 and encodes 251 amino acids. The record is from RefSeq and is a predicted model, not a curated record. NCBI's taxonomy places the organism in Eukaryota, Fungi, Basidiomycota, Tremellomycetes, Tremellales, Cryptococcaceae. The transcript has 3 exons.